UGUGCGCGCAAGUGCACGCCGCACGCCGGAGACCACAGAGUGCACUCCGCAAUAACUCGUUGUCAGCUGCAUUUUCGUCGGAAGCAAGUUGUCCUUGUUGCGAGAUGGUGUUGUUCGUACUGCGGGUAUUUAAUUUGCGUAACUCCAGCUUCAACAGACGUUCUUCAGGACUGCUGCCAUGACGGUAAUGGUGUGGGUGAUGCUUCUGCUCGCGCAGGCGGCUGUGGCCAUUGUGUGUCCACCACACGUCUGCGAAAGCACCAAGUGCCCGCGGCCGCCUGUGAAGACCUAUCAUGGACGGCUGAGCACUCAAGGGAGUUUCUGCGGGUGUUGCAAAGUUUGCAUACACGAAUCAGGUAUUGGAAAUCCCUGUGUUCCUUCUGGGCUUUGUCCAGGUCCUUCAGAGUGCAAGGAGUCCCUGUACUGUGACCCGGACCAAAGGGCCUGUCUUCCUUUUCCAAUGCCGCCCUCUGAAGAGAUCCGAGGCUACAACGACACCCUCCAUUCCAUACUACUCGAACCAGCCCAGAAAGAGCCACGGAAGCCUAAUCCCGUAGACACUGUCAAAGUGAUGAACAAUGCUUAAGCGUAAUAAUUUCAUGUUAACCGAAAAUGUCCCAACUAGGUGACAAAUGUUCUGUAUAGGCUAAACAGCCAGCAGUAAAGGAAGAAGUGCUGUUUCCGAA
This is a messenger RNA of Rhipicephalus microplus (southern cattle tick), 686 nucleotides long. RefSeq lists its product as uncharacterized. The record is from RefSeq and is a predicted model, not a curated record. Lineage: Eukaryota; Metazoa; Arthropoda; Arachnida; Ixodida; Ixodidae.